This is a messenger RNA of Pogoniulus pusillus (Red-fronted tinkerbird), 1658 nucleotides long. It is a transcript of the gene RTN4RL2, whose product is annotated as reticulon 4 receptor like 2. The record is from RefSeq and is a predicted model, not a curated record. Bases 239 to 1471 code for a protein of 410 amino acids. NCBI's taxonomy places the organism in Eukaryota, Metazoa, Chordata, Aves, Piciformes, Lybiidae. The transcript is spliced from 3 exons. Gene Ontology annotation, molecular function: protein binding.
GCGCGGCGCGGGGCCGGGCUCAGCCCCACCGGAGCCGCGGGCAGAGCCGCGCUGAGCUGAGCCCCCCCACCCCGCCCCCCCUUCCCUCUACCCCGGGACCGACCCGCCCGUGCCCGUGCCAUGCCCCGGGGCGACGGCUGCUCGGGGCGGCGCGGCGGGGGCGAAGGGUGCGAGCAGCGCCCCCGGCACCGGCCAUGAGCCCCGGGGCAGCGGGACGCGCCUGAGCGGCGGCCCCGCCAUGGGCCCCCCCCCGGCCCGGGACCUGCCCCCAGGCCUGGCGGCCCUGCUGCUGGCAGCACUGGCGUGGGUGCCUGGUGGAGCACCCACCUGCCCUGCGCUCUGCACCUGCUACGUCUCGCCGCCCACCGUCAGCUGCCAGGCCAACAACUUCUCCUCGGUGCCCGCGGGGCUCCCACCUGGUGCCCGCCGCCUCUUCCUGCAGAACAACAUCAUCAGGGCACUGCGGGCGGGCACCUUCGGGCCCAGCACCGUCACCCUCUGGCUCUACUCCAACAACAUCUCCUCCAUCCAGCCGGGCACCUUCCGCCACCUGCCCGCCCUGGAGGAGCUUGACCUGGGUGACAACCCCCACCUUCGUGUCCUGGCCCCUGACACCUUCCAUGGGCUCCAACGCCUCCAGGCCCUGCACCUCUACCGGUGCCAGCUGGCCAGCCUGCCCAGUGGCAUCUUCCGUGGCCUCCAUAGCCUCCAGUACCUCUACCUGCAGGAGAACGGACUGCUCUACCUCCAGGAUGAUCUCUUUGCUGACCUGGCCAAUCUGAGCCACCUCUUCCUCCACGGAAAUCGGCUGCGGGUGCUGUCUGCGGGCGUCUUCCGGGGGCUGCCCAGCCUGGACCGGCUGCUGCUGCAUGCCAACCGCCUGGCCACUAUUCACCGCCACGCGUUCCGUGGGCUGGCACGGCUCACCAUCCUCUACCUGUUCAACAACAGCCUGGUGGCUCUGCCCGGGGACCCUCUGGCUGCUCUGCCUGCGCUCCAGUUCCUGCGCCUCAACGCCAACCCCUGGGCCUGCGACUGUCGGGCACAGCCACUCUGGGCAUGGUUCCGCCGCACCCGUGUCUCCAGCUCGCCGGUGCCCUGUGCCACCCCACCGCACCGUCGUGGCACUGACCUGCGGCAACUUCGGCCCCCGGACUUCGACGGCUGCCCCGACGAAGAUGAGGAUGAAGCUGGCGGCGGUGGGGGGGCAGUGAUGGGCACCCCUGGGCGGGCACUGGGUCGUCCAGGCACCCUCCCGGCCGCUCCGCCCUCCGCCUUCUACCGCGACGGCCUCCCCCCCCACGACCUGCGGGGCUCCCAGCCCCGGCCGCCUCCCCCGUCCCGCGACUCCCGCGGCCCUCCUGGGGACACCCAGUGCCCCCAGGCCCCCUGCACCCCUCCGGCUGCCGCAGCCCCCUGCCAGCCCCCUACUCUUCUGCCCCUCCUCGCCCUGCUCCUGCUCUGGCUCUGAGCCACCUCCUGGCCCCCACGGGGUGGCCAUGCCCCCCUUCCCUAGGCAGGGCCCAGAACUGCGGGGAGCGGCUUGGGGACGAUGCAGGGGUGUGUGUGUCACCACCCACCCCAUCCUGAGCGGGUAAAGCCCCCAACAGGAACCAAAAGGUGGGAAAUUAUUUAUUAAAAAUGGUCUUAUUUUGGGA